Molecule: messenger RNA, 1104 nt
Organism: Closterium sp. Yama58-4
Lineage: Eukaryota; Viridiplantae; Streptophyta; Zygnematophyceae; Desmidiales; Closteriaceae
Source: the annotation of a GenBank genome assembly
AUGGCGCCAUCUGCCUCGGCUUCCACUCCUCCAAGCCACCCCGCGUCGGUUUUUCCGCUCGCCGCGAUUGCGCUCCCGCAUCUCACCGCCGCGGGCCUUCCCCCACAGCGCGCCGAGCCGUUCCUCCGCGCCCUCACCGCCCUGCUCCACUCCUGCGCAGCAAACGGCCUCUCAAUUCCCGCCACGUGGCAGCAUGUUGCGCGUUCGCUGCUGCGGCCCGACGUGCCGUUCCCCGUGCACGAGCUGCUCUACGCGUCCGCCUUCGCCACGUGGCGCGAGCGCGCGCUCGGACCGCCGCCAGUGUGGACACCGACGCGGGACGAGGCACGGCAAACCAAUAUAGGCCGCCUGCUGGACAGCAGUGAGGGCAGGAAGCUUCUCGGAAAGAGCUCCCACGAGACUGUAGAUCUGCCAGUUGACUUCCAGCAGCUGCAGCGACUCUCGUACGACCGGCCAGAGCUCUACUGGCCAAUCGUUCUCCGCCACCUGGGAAUCAUUUUCCACAAGCCCCCUCAGAAGAUCUUCUCCCUGCCCGAGGAUCCUGAGGAACGUUUUCAGCUGCCCGGAGGACGCUGGUUGGUCGGGGCAGAGCUAAACAUUGCAGAGAGUUGCUUGUGCGGCCUUGGGAGUUGCGGCAGAGGGAAUGGGGAGGCGGAGGGAGAGGGCAGAGGGAUGGGUGCAUUGGGUGCGGUGAGGGGUGGGCUGGAAACUGCUGAAGGGAGGGGAAUCGAGGAGAGUGCGGGGGAAGCAAGGGGGGAGGGGGAGGGGGAGAGGGUGGCGGUGGUGUGGCGGGACGAGUGGGAGGAGGGUGCAGCGGUGCGGCACAUGACCCUUGGCGAGCUGAGGCAGCGAGCAGCUGCCGUCGCCCAGUCCCUACGAGCAAGAGGCGUGGGUCCAGGCGACCCGGUGGCACUGGCGCUGCCCAUGACGGUGCACUCACUGGCGGCCUACCUGGGCGUGCUGCUGCUUGGUGCGGCUGUGGUGUCCAUCGCUGACAGCUUCUCUGCCCGCGAGAUUGCUGCUCGCCUCAAGAUUGCCGGGGCCAAGGCGAUCGUCACACAGGUGGGUGGGGCGAGGAGCGAGGGGUGGGACUGCACAUGCUAA